Messenger RNA from Chaetomium fimeti, 2993 nucleotides. RefSeq lists its product as uncharacterized. The record is from RefSeq and is a predicted model, not a curated record. The transcript has 2 exons. Bases 443 to 2794 code for a protein of 783 amino acids. NCBI's taxonomy places the organism in Eukaryota, Fungi, Ascomycota, Sordariomycetes, Sordariales, Chaetomiaceae.
CUCGUGGACUGCAAGCUCUCGGACGUGAUAUCGGAGAGAGACGGAAAGCCCAAUGACCCCCCGCGCGGGGACUUCGGAAGCUUUAUCAUGCCGCGUGGUCUGCGGCUGAAGCGCGCCGCGUUCCUGAAGAGACAGAGGGACAGACUUGCCCUGAAGCCACAUCGUGGCCGAGUUGCUGGAUGGCCAGGCCCAGACCUUGUCCCUCACCUCGGACUCUUUUUUUCGAUAGCAUCGCACCUCGUGGAACCGUUUAGUUCACGAUAGCAUCGUUUCUUGGUUUCGAACAACGGUUUCUUAUAACCCCAAAAACGCCCAGACCGUAUUCUCCUUUUGUCUGUCAUUUUUCCACGCUUUCCACUUAGCCGCACUUCGCCUGAUAUGCAUCCACUUGGUCUGCUCUUGCCAACCAUUCCAGAACCCAGGGAUUACUGCGCCAUACUUGAUGGAUCCCAGAACGCCCGCGCCUAGAGACCCCCGAGAGCUAGACGAGACAUCGGCAUCCGCCGUUGGCCAGCUGAUCUUCCCCUCCGCGUUCGAUGCAGUGACAGAACAUACCUCGACCGGACUCGCCAACCAGCUCCAGACCAGGCCCCGUCUGUGGGACACCCAGGCCGUAAGACGCUUCUCGUCGCCAUCGGUCAACGCCAACCAGCAGCAGCUCACCAAACACAUCAACAGCGCGAGGACUGCAUAUGCGAGAGCCUUUGUGGCCAUCCAAAAGUCCAUCAAGGACGUCGAUGCCGCCGCGAUACUAACCCAUACUUCGGAGACGGACGUGGCAGAGACGGCGCUCGAGCUGUUCAAGUCACAGUCGAACGAGGACAACGGGCGUGUCUCGCGGUUUGUCGAUAUCUUGCAUUACUACCAUGGCGUCUUUGACGUCCUCUCGCAGGCGGGCGACUUUGCCUACCUGGCGGUGGUCUGGGGCGGAAUGAAGAUGCUGCUGAUGAUGGCCAAAAACAGAAAAGAACUCCUCGUCAAAGUCACCGACAUGCUCGUCGAGAUCGGCAUGACGCUCUCCCGCAUCGAAGUCUAUGCCAACCUCUUCCCGACCGCCCGCAUGGUCGAGCUCAUCUCGAUGCUCUACGCCGCCGUCGCCGACUUCCUCGAAGAGAUCAUCCUCCACUUCAACCGCAAAUCCCCCCUCCGCAAGCUCGUCUCCUCCUUCAUCCGCCCCUUCGACGAAAAGUUCGGCCGCGCCAUGGACCGCAUCCACCGCCUAGAAACCUGCAUCGAAAAAGACGCCGGCCUGCUCCACGCCCUCCAAAACGCCAGCAUGGCCCAGCACCAGCUCGACGCCUACCUCCACGGCGCCCACCUCACCGCCACCCUCAACGCCCACGCCGUCCCCCACCCCCUCGAAACCAACACCACCACCCCACGCCCGCCCCUCCCGGACAUCUUCCACCAGAUCAAAGCCACCCUCUUCCAAAACUUCCGCUCCCAAGCCUCCUACCACGAGUCCCUCGCCGCCACCUACAGCGUAACCGCCCGGGCCUGGGAGGAAUGGUUCGCAGUCGAACAACAACACCUCCCCAGCUCAGCCUCCCCCUCCAGCGGCACCCGGCUCAGCCAGGGACUCUGCGACGCGCCCGACCACCAGCACGCAUUACAAUGGGUGGCGCAACAACGCACCCUAACCCCGGGGCUGCCGAGCGUCUACCUGAUCUGGGCGCAGGGCAUGACGGUGCACGCGGCGGUGGCGUCGCUGGUGCUGCAGGUGCUGCAGCAGCGGCCCGGGGCGGCGGCCGAGGUGGGGAUGCUGGACGUGGGCGUGUUUGACCGGGCGGCGGUGAGCGUGUGGAAGUUGUGGGAGGUUUUUGUGCAUCUGAUGAGGGUCAUGGGCGGGUGUUUGGUGUAUAUCUCGAUUGGGUCCGCGGGGGAGGAUGAGUUUGCGAUUGUGGAACGGUUUGUCAAGACGGUGAGGAGCUGGGAUGGCCCGCCGAUUUGGGUGACGAUGAUUCAUCCGUAUAAUGAGGGGUUUGUGGGGAUAGAGGAGGCGACGGAUUUGGAUGGGCUGUAUGAUGUGCAUCCGUCGCUGACGACGACGGAUGCGCUGCAUCAUGUGUUGAUGUUGGAGCUGGAUAUUCACCAGGUGUCGGAUACGAUUCAGACGGUGCUGUGGGAGGCGGCGUGGAGGGAGACGAGGUACGCGUCGGUGGGGAUCAGUUACAAGAGCGUGGUGAAGGUGAUAUUGGAGGUGGCGGCGGAGUUGUCCAGGACCGAGGUGGAUGGGGUGCCGCUCCUGAAGGACAACGACCGGGAGCUAUGGAUGGGGGGUGUGCAGAGGUGGAUCGAUCACCCGGUUGCGUCCAACUGCACGCGGGAACUGGUCCAGCGACACCUCGACAUCGUCCCGUUGGCCCUGCCGGACGACAUUCGCGCCGAGAUCAGCCGACACCUGAAGUGCCUUGUAUUGUGCAUCGACGAGAGCAAGGUCAGCUCGUUCGCCUCGCGGUCCAUGACACAGGAGCAGCGCUACCGCGUGUGGGACGAAAUGAAGGCGGCUAUCGUCCCGGGGUCGAAGGACAUGUUCUGUACGACUAUUCGGGAGUUGCUCUUGGAUGCAUUAGAGAGCUUUGCUGAGGUGCCCUGUCAGAACCCAAGGCAAGCGGGCUCUGUUCUGACCAAGCUAUUGAAUAUUCGUUUUGGGCUGGGUGGUAGAUGGACGAGUUCCAUGUCAAACGACGAACAACUAAUGGUCAGCGGGAUUAAGGAGGCAGUCAUGACGGGGUUUGCACACACUAUUGUGGCCUUGUCGGAACCGGAAGUAGUGGAAGAGGUUACGAAGUGAUAUUUGGUUGGGAAAAGGAAGAUACCUUGGGUUGCAUUUUUUGGUGUAUUGGUAGUUGGGAGUAAAGGUGGGAGGUGAGGGAUUGGAGUUGUGGAAACCACUUGAGGAAUAACAGUUGUCAAACAGCGUUAAUUAUUUGGUUAGGUACAUAUGGUCCGCAUUAGUUAUAACUUAUUACUAGUAAAGCUCCUACCUACCA